AUGGAAACUGAUCUGCACCCCGCCACCAUGCCCGCCAAACCGAGAGAGGUCCGGGCCGACAACAGGCAUCCUCAGCUGCAGCAAACGCCUCUCGCGAGAAUUCUCCUCAUCCCUCCUCCACCAAAACUCAAAUGGCGAAAUCCCGGAUCUCACCAUCUCGAGCCCGAGUGCACAGUGCCCGAAAAAUGUAUUCACUUCUACGAGCGCAUCGACAAAGCGCGAUGCUUCGACGUAAAUGACAUGGACAACCCAGUCUUUGAUGUCCUCCGCGAAGCAAAACAGAUCAAUAUGGUUCACGUCCGCUUCGACGGCCCCUGGUUCGUCAACGAGGCACCGUUGUAUUCGCUGCCGGGGACGCGCAGAGCUCGGUUUGGAGAGGAUCCGAUUUACGAUGCAGAAGCCUUCUGGCGGCAGUGGGAUGUUCCGUUUCUUUGUCACUGGGCUAAGGCCCGGGACGUUGCUCGGCUACUCGGGUCGUUUCGAGGAUCGGGGAGAUGGCGAUACACUUCAAUGAUUGGCGUCGGGAUAGUCGUAGAGACGGGAAGAAAUAUUGGCAUGCAAUACCGUUCUACACUUCCAUCAAGGACUCGGAACUGUAGAAUGCAUUUUCUACGGGGACGCGGAUGGGACGAAUUUGCUGAAUAUCGAUUUUUUCGAGUACAAGUCCUUGUUCGGCAUCAUUACGUUUCCCACGAAAAAGAAUCCCGACGGGGGACUGAUUACCCGCUAUCAUCAUGA
Messenger RNA from Colletotrichum paranaense, 738 nucleotides. RefSeq lists its product as uncharacterized. NCBI's taxonomy places the organism in Eukaryota, Fungi, Ascomycota, Sordariomycetes, Glomerellales, Glomerellaceae. Bases 1 to 738 code for a protein of 245 amino acids. The transcript is spliced from 2 exons. The record is from RefSeq and is a predicted model, not a curated record.